Messenger RNA from Anopheles stephensi (Asian malaria mosquito), 1161 nucleotides. RefSeq names its product CDGSH iron-sulfur domain-containing protein 3, mitochondrial. NCBI's taxonomy places the organism in Eukaryota, Metazoa, Arthropoda, Insecta, Diptera, Culicidae. Gene Ontology annotation, cellular component: intracellular membrane-bounded organelle. Gene Ontology annotation, molecular function: 2 iron, 2 sulfur cluster binding. Bases 150 to 575 code for a protein of 141 amino acids. The transcript has 4 exons. The record is from RefSeq and is a predicted model, not a curated record.
UGUGUGAGUGACAUCGAGCGGCUAGCUGUCAUCAUCUGUCACCCCUACCGGGAAACUCAAUGUUUUGAUCCUGCUCGGUUGCACAGGGCAGUUUUCGCCAAAUCGUUGUUUUGCACUCCAUCACUGCGCCCAGACAAGCAUUAUUCGCCAUGAAUGUUCUUCCGAAGGUGUGCCGUUCGCCUUGCUUUGCGGUCCGAUCUGCUCCGAUGUGUGCGGUGCUGCGUUGCUAUAGCACUGCCGGCGGUGACACCAAACUACCCAAGAAUGUGAUCGAACAUCUUAACACGGCACAGGAGCAGCAAACGAAUGGCUUUGUAUACGAUAAAAAACCAUUCCGGAUGGAGCUGGAAGAAGGAAAGCGUUAUUCCUGGUGCCUUUGCGGGCGCUCCAAAGGUCAACCGCUGUGCGAUGGAACGCACAAGCUAGUGCAGUAUAAAAUCACGCAACGUCCCGUUCGAUUUCAAGUGGAAAAGUCAGGGACAUACUGGCUGUGCAACUGCAAACAGACGAAACACCGGCCCUUUUGCGAUGGAACGCACAAAUGCGAAGAGGUGCAGAAGACAUCCGGCAAGUAGUGUUGCGGCACUACGCACUCGCAGCAUCGAAUUUCGCCCCGGAUCGGAGGCUUGGUCUGUAGAAUAAAAAUUAGGACACACAAUCAUCACUGUUGCUUUUCUUACUGACCCAGUGCUCGCCGUGCGCUAUCGCUGCCUCGACCAAUCGACCAGCACCGCACGACGGUUCUGCGCGGAAAUGUUAAAUUUUGUCAUCAUGUGGCUAAACUCAGCUUCCACGGUCCUUGUAAUUAGCAAUUUUUUGUUUCUGUAUUUUCAAGUAAAACAAAAGAAAGGAUUGCCUUGAGAGCAUAUUAUAAAGUGUUGUUACAUUGUUUGAAACUGACUGAACUACUACCAGUCCUCCUUCGCAUCCGAACGCAAGGAUUUGUAAGGGAGGGAUAAAGAGAAAGAGAGAGAGAAAAAAAGGAUGAAAACACAAUACACGAAUGGUUGGAUGAGUAAUAAUAGAAGGCAAAUGCAAUUGCUAACUUACAUCUUGUCACAUGAGAAGCGACUACAUACAAGAAAAGUUGUGUACCUUUUGUUUUACAAAUUGUAAAUGCGUCUAUAUCGUUGUGACUAUUAUUGGUCUCUUUCGUAUGUU